CACUGUCUUCACUUACCGGCAAGAAGGGGCCCGCUUCAUUCCCUUUGACUCUUGUUUAUAAGUAGACUCGUAGGUGUGUUUUCUCGCAAUUUCUGUGUGUCUGCCUCACUUGGUUCGCUCAGAGAACGAGUUGAGUUAGCGAUCAGGAAUACGCAUCUCUGGUGAAGGGGAGGGGAAAAACUGCUUGCGCUCUGAUUGAUUUUCUUAGCGAGGCUCGAUGGGGAUAUUUAUGCCUUUUAAUCUUUUGAGAGGAAGAUCUCUUGCUGCUAUUGCAAUAUGGGUUUCCAUGGUACUCUUGGUACUGACUGGUAGUCAAGUACAAUCGGGUUCUGAUUAUCUGGUUGGGCUGGGGAGCUAUGACAUCACAGGACCUGCUGCCGAUGUAAAUAUGAUGGGAUAUGCCAAUACAGAUCAGAUUGCUUCUGGAGUUCAUUUCAGGUUGCGAGCUCGCUCCUUCAUUGUGGCAGAGCCUCAAGGAAAUCGUGUAGUUUUUGUAAACCUUGAUGCUUGCAUGGCUUCACAACUCGUGACAAUUAAAUUGAUUGAGAGGUUGCAAGCAAGGUUUGGGGACCUAUAUACUGAAAAGAAUGUUGCUAUCAGUGGCAUUCACACCCAUGCUGGUCCUGGAGGUUAUCUCCAAUAUGUUGUAUAUAUUGUAACAUCUCUUGGAUUUGUGCGUCAAUCAUUUGAUGCACUUGUAGAUGGAAUUGAGAAAAGCAUUUUACAAGCUCAUCAAAACCUCCAACCAGGAAAAAUUCUCAUCAACAAGGGAGAUAUCUUAGAUGCUGGUGUGAACCGCAGUCCCAGUGCCUAUCUCAAUAAUCCUGCAGCUGAGCGUAGCAAAUACAAUCAUAAUGUUGAUACGGAAAUGACCCUUUUGAAGUUUGUAGAUGAUGAAUGGGGCCCAGUGGGUAGCUUCAAUUGGUUUGCUACCCAUGGAACUUCUAUGAGUAGGACAAACUCUUUGAUAAGUGGGGAUAACAAAGGUGCUGCUGCACGAUUUAUGGAAGAUUGGUUUCAGCAAAAUGUUAAUAGGAGCUCAAGUUCUGAUGAAAAUGAAGCUGAGGGAGUCCCUCGAAGAGUUUCAAAUAUAAUUCCCACUAUUUACAACAACCACCAUGAACUACUGGAGCUGGCUGCAGCCUUCCAAUCUUCUCCUGGUAGACCAGCAACGAGGACUCUGAAUGUUGCCAGGCGAGUUAGAGGUGUUCUCAGGCAGGCUGGCAAACCUCAAUUUGUAUCUGCAUUUUGUCAAUCAAACUGUGGUGAUGUUAGCCCCAAUGUACUUGGAACAUUCUGUAUAGACACUGGUAAGCCAUGUGACUUCAAUCACAGUACCUGUGGUGGGAAAAAUGAGUUGUGCUAUGGCCGAGGACCUGGUUACCCUGAUGAAUUUGAGAGUACACGGAUCAUAGGAGAGCGACAAUUCAAAAAAGCCGUUGAUCUUUUCAAAAGAGCAUCUGAACAAAUAAGUGGGAAGGUUGACUACCGCCACACUUACGUAGAUUUCUCCCAGCUUGAGGUGGCGAUUGCCAAACAAGAUGGAGGCUCUGAGGUAGUAAAAACUUGUCCUGCAGCAAUGGGGUUUGCAUUUGCUGCAGGAACAACUGAUGGGCCAGGAGCAUUUGAUUUUAAGCAAGGUGAUGACAAGGGAAAUCCCUUCUGGAGGCUGGUGCGCAAUUUACUUAAGACACCGGGCGAGGAACAAGUUAAAUGUCAGGAUCCAAAGCCCAUUCUGCUUGAUACCGGAGAGAUGACGAAACCAUAUGAUUGGGCGCCUUCAAUUCUUCCAGUCCAGAUUCUUCGGAUCGGGCAGCUGGCCAUUCUCUGUGUUCCAGGAGAAUUUACAACCAUGGCUGGGAGGCGUCUUCGUGAUGCAGUGAAGAUGGUGCUCACAAGUGGUGGUAAUAAAGAAUUCGGCGGCAAUCUUCAUGUUGUUAUAGCAGGAUUGACUAAUACCUACUCUCAGUAUGUAACCACCCUUGAAGAAUACGAAGUACAGAGAUACGAGGGUGCUUCCACACUAUACGGUCCACACACACUUAGUGCCUACAUUCAGGAGUUCCGGAAGCUUGCACACGCUCUCAUAGGUGGCCAACCUGUGGAACCUGGCUUCCAACCUCCUGAUCUCCUGGAUAAACAGAUAAGCUUACUCGCACCAGUUGUGGCUGAUGCGACUCCUCUUGGUGUAAAGUUUGGUGAUUGUAGUUCUGAUGUUCCCAAGAAUUCCACCUUCAAGAGAGGUGACACAGUGACGGCUGUUUUCUGGUCUGCUUGCCCCCGAAAUGACCUGAUGACUGAAGGUACAUUUGCCCUAGUGGAGAUGCUCCAAGGAAAGGAUAGUUGGUUCCCAGCUUAUGAUGAUGAUGAUUUCUGCCUUCGUUUUAAGUGGUCAAGACCUUCAAAACUGAGUACAAGAAGUUAUGCAACAAUAGAAUGGAUAAUCCCAGAGUCUGCCACUCCGGGUGUGUACAGGUUAAGACAUUUUGGCGCAGCAAAGGCCUUUUUGGGUUCCAUUCGCCAUUUCACUGGUUCAUCUAGUGCUUUCGUGGUUGCAUGA
Tripterygium wilfordii is the source of this 2560-nucleotide messenger RNA. RefSeq names its product neutral ceramidase 1-like. Gene Ontology annotation, biological process: sphingosine biosynthetic process; long-chain fatty acid biosynthetic process; ceramide catabolic process. NCBI's taxonomy places the organism in Eukaryota, Viridiplantae, Streptophyta, Magnoliopsida, Celastrales, Celastraceae. Gene Ontology annotation, cellular component: extracellular region. The record is from RefSeq and is a predicted model, not a curated record. The coding region runs from base 218 to 2560 and encodes 780 amino acids. The transcript has 10 exons. Gene Ontology annotation, molecular function: N-acylsphingosine amidohydrolase activity.